Messenger RNA from Symbiodinium pilosum, 726 nucleotides. NCBI's taxonomy places the organism in Eukaryota, Dinophyceae, Suessiales, Symbiodiniaceae. The record is from the annotation of a GenBank genome assembly.
AUGGGUGAGCGCUACUUGGACGUUGUGCUGCAGAAGCCGGAUGUGGACCUCUUCAAGGAGCUCUUCCGGCUCUACCCUUUGGCUGUAGUGGAUGACUACUUCAAGAACGGCCAAUGGCAGCGAGAGAUGUUAAAAAUGGAUAUCCAGGCAAUCUACGCGCACCGGGAGGAGGCUGGAGCUCCAGAGGCCCCAGAGCUGGACGAGUCCACGCUGCCGCCUAUGCCAGGUAUGCCAGGCCAAUUCGUUCGCACUCCCAUCCUGAAGCUUCCGCCCAAGCCUGACUUCAAGGCUGUGGAGAAGGGAGAGGGCAAGGAGGAGGCUGAGGAGAAUGAGAAGCCUGUGGUCAACGGAACCGUGGUGCCGCCGAAGCCAAAGGCAAUGCCACCAAAUUUGGCGGCAGCCACGCCCAAGAUGCCUGUGACACCAGCACCUGCAGUUGCCCCAGCGCCUGUUCCGUGCACCACUCCUACCGGUCCAACAGUUGCACCUCGGGCGCCACUGAGGCCCUCCUGGGAGCUCAACCCAAGCGCUGCCAAGCGGCCGCGCAUUGAGGUCGCGGCAUCGCCUGGCGUAGUCUUGCCCAACGUGCGACCCAGACCCGUGGUACCUGCGGCGCCUGUGCUUGGAGCAGCACCUAGGCCGGUGGUGCCAGGUCCCGUUGCCGUCGGUGCUAUCGCCCCCCGCCCAGUAAGAGGAGCAACAGUUCCGGUUCGACCCAAGAUCUGA